AUGCCUGCGACAGAUGCAAGCGGAUCUACUUAUCCUCCUCAAGAUGGCGGAGAAGGAGCUUGGCUGUUCUUGCUCGGAGCAUGUAUAAUCGAGGUCACCGCAUGGGGUUUCCCCUACUGUUAUGGCGUCUUUGAGGCAUACUUCAAUACCCACCCACCAUUCCAAGGUCAGAAUCUUGUGUCAACCGGUGGAGUUCUGUCGAACGGAGUUUUGCAGCUGUCAUUGCCUCCAGUCAUGUACUAUGUCAACAAUUUCCCCAAGCACCGUAUUCCAAUUAUGUGGCUGGGUUGUUCGAUCUGUGCCUUUUCUGCCAUUGGUGCAGGCUUUGCCAGAACACCAUUGCAACUCAUCAUGACAAUUGGUCUGCUUUACGGCAUGGGAGCGGGCAUGCUGUUCGGUCCGUCCAUCCAUCUGAUGGCGGAAUGGUUCAAGGUGAAGAAGAGUUUGGCAUAUGGUUUUAUGUGUGCAGCCGCGGGAGCAGGCUUGCCUCCAGUCUACACAGCUUGUCUGAAUCGCUACGGCUACAAAGCCACUUUGAUCGGCUGGGGCAUCAUCACAUUCAUCGUAACGUCUCUUGGAUUGCUAUGCAUACGCCCUCGAUUGCCUGUAUCAGCUAAACCGCCGUCUCCAUCGAGGAAAGACUUUGAAUUUGCAAAGAAACCACUCUUUCUCAUCAUGCUCAUCGCAACCAUGAUCCAAGCGGCCGCUCAUUACGGACCAAGUCUUUAUCUGCCUUCGUUUGGUGCCGAUUUUGCACUCUCCCCUGCGGAAGCGGCUAUGCUGGCAAGUCUUCUGAAUCUGGCUCAGGCUAUUGGACAGCCAUUACAAGGAUGGCUUGCUGAUUGGCGCAAAUCAUAUUACAUCCCAAUGCUCAUCAGCACCGUUGGCGCAAGUCUUGAAGCUCUACUCAUAUGGGGCUUUGCUCGAAACCUCUGGUCACUGUCCGUAUUCGCAGUGGCAUUUGGCAGUACAGCAGGUGGUUUUGCAGUGCUGCGGCCUCGAUUCGCAGCUGAGAUUGUAGGCGAUCAAGAAGAACAGGAUAAUCAGAGUUUGCUUGUUUUUGCUAUCCUGACAGCAAGUCGAGGAUCUGCGAUCAUUGGCUCUGGCUUCAUCAUGAAGAGCCUGGUACAUGAAGGCUGGUCGACAAAAGGCUGGGGCGGUGGCCCGGCUUGGUCGAAUCUUGUCAUUUAUACUGGCGCUAUCAUGUUUGCUGCGAGUUUCGGUGCCGUGGGUAUGUUUGUGGGUCCUGCGAGGGGAUACGGCAGAGCGAAGAAACAGACGCCGCUCGGCGACGCAUAA
Molecule: messenger RNA, 1299 nt
Organism: Aureobasidium namibiae CBS 147.97
Lineage: Eukaryota; Fungi; Ascomycota; Dothideomycetes; Dothideales; Saccotheciaceae
Product: MFS general substrate transporter
Exons: 5
Coding region: 1-1299 (432 amino acids)
Biological process (GO): transmembrane transport
Cellular component (GO): fungal-type vacuole membrane
Molecular function (GO): transmembrane transporter activity
Source: RefSeq, a predicted model, not a curated record